AUGGCUUAUAUCUAUCCCAAUAUCAGUUUUUUAUCUAUCUAUCUAUCUAUCUAUCUAUCUAUCUAUCUUCUGUUCAUAUUUAUCUAUCUAUUGAUCUAUCUCAGUCUGUUCAUAACUAUCUAUCUAUCUAUCUAUCUAUCUAUCUAUCUAUCUAUCUAUCUAUCUCAGUAUCUUCAUAUCUAUCUCAGUCUGUUCAUAUCUAUCUAUCUAUCUAUCUCAAUCUGUUCAUAUCUAAUUAUCUAUCUGUCUCUUCAUAUCUAUCUACCAAUAUCAUUCUCUUCAUAUCUAAGUAACUCAGUCUCUUCAUAUCUAUCUAUCUAUCUCAAUCUGUUUAUAUUUAUCUACCUAUCUAUCUAUUUAUCUAUAUCAGUCUGUUCAUACCUAUCUCUCUAUUUAUCUAUGUCAGUCUGUUCGUAUCUAUCUAUCUAUCUAUCUAUCUAUCUAUCUAUCUAUCUAUCUAUCUCUGUCAGUCUGUUCAUAUGUAUCUAUCUAUCUAUCUCAGUCUCUUCAUAUCUAUUCAUCUCAAUCUGUUCAUAUCUUUCUAUUUAUCUGUCUUUUCAUAUCUAUCUCAAUCAGUCCACAUAUAUCUAUCCAUCUAGCCAUAUCUCUUCAUAUGUAUCGCAAUCAAUUUACAUUUUUCUCAGUCUAUUUCUAUCUAUCUAUCUAUCUAUCUAUCUAUCUAUCUAUCUAUCUAUCUAUCUAUCUAUCUAUCAGUCACUUGGUUUCCACUAUUUCUUUCCAUUUUACCCCACCCCAUGUGAUACCCAUGUGGUAGAAAUAUUCACCACAUUUGUUUAUAUCUAUCUAAUAUCUAUCUAUCCUUCUCUCUUUAGUCUAUUUAUCUAUUAUCUCUCUCUCUCUCUCUCUCUCUCUGUUCAUAUUUUGGUCUCUACAUAUCAGCCUAACUUUAAACAAAUUCACCAUAACAAAUUUAUUUAUUUUCUUUUUUCUCUUUUUUUUUUUUUCUUUUCAUUAUUCAUUUUUCUAUACCUUGUAUUACUAUUUCUUGUUUCUUCUUUUCAUUCAUUUCCUUUUUCUUAUUUAUUUUCUUCCUUUGUUUUUCAAAUGAGUUUUGCUUUUUCUUUAUUCCUUAUUUUCUUCAUCUUCUUUCAUUUCAAAUGA
Molecule: messenger RNA, 1122 nt
Organism: Acanthosepion pharaonis
Lineage: Eukaryota; Metazoa; Mollusca; Cephalopoda; Sepiida; Sepiidae
Source: the annotation of a GenBank genome assembly